Molecule: messenger RNA, 2443 nt
Organism: Vespa crabro (European hornet)
Lineage: Eukaryota; Metazoa; Arthropoda; Insecta; Hymenoptera; Vespidae
Gene: Bsg
Product: basigin
Exons: 5
Coding region: 1102-2181 (359 amino acids)
Biological process (GO): cell-cell adhesion
Cellular component (GO): cell-cell junction
Molecular function (GO): cell adhesion molecule binding
Source: RefSeq, a predicted model, not a curated record
UGAGAAACGAAGGAAGAUGAGAAGCAAAGGGAACCUUUCCCAGAGCAGCUAGCCCCUCGCAAAGAGAGAGAGAAAGAGAGAAAUAAAGAGAAAAAAAGAGAAAGAAAUAUAUAUAUAUAUAGAGAGAGAGAGAGAGAGACAGAGAGAAAGAGAGCGAGUGAAGGAACGAAGAAGAAGAAAAAGAGAAGUAGUUUAAUCGCACUUCUGUAAAAGGAAGAAAUAUUAAAAGCAAGAGACAAUAGAAUAAAGAGAGAAGAAAAAUAAAGAGAGAUAGUGUCGAUAGGUGGGAGGGUGUGCGCGCAUAAAAAAAAAAAGCCCAAGGAAAAGAGAUUGGCAGCCAUAUUUUCCCGACGUCGUCGUUUCAUUCUAUGGCCCAUGGUGCCGUUUUUACUUGGAAUCUUUAAAGCUGCUGCUCGUCAGCGACCUCGACGAGCCAACGGAUUCGCGCCGCCGCCGUGUAGAAAUUUAAAGAGAACGGCCGAGGAUAGGAGUUAGUGUAAGAGCUCUGAUAGAUAAAGACGGACGGGCAAAGAGAGAGAAAAAGUAGAAGGAGAAGAGAAGGAUAGAAGGAGAGAUAACGAUAAGUUAUCGGACGCUAAUGAUACGGCGUGGCGGCCGGAGAGAGUGUCGAGUGUGCGUGUAAACGGUGGCUAGAAGAGCGCGAGAAUCAAUGGACGUAUUUUCGUCUUGUUUUUUGGAAAAGAACAAGAAAAAAGAAAGAAAUUAAAAGAAAAGACGAAGUUCAAAGUUGGAAAAUAAAAUAUUUACUAUUACGUGUUACGUUAUCUAUGAUAUUCUAACGGCUAACGAGGGGAAAGAGACGGCAAGACAGUCGCGACAUUCUUGUGAGAACAACGACGACGACGACGACGACGACGGAGAAGAGGCCUUCGAUCUUACGAAGAAUUUCAUUUGAUUCUUCGUGAUUCAUAAUUCCUCGUUAUUAUCAUCGUCAUCGUCAUCAUCAUCAUCGUCAUCUUCUUUUUCUUCAUCUUCCUUCUCUUCUUCUACGUCGAUAGGCUACCCGUGAAAACGGAAAUCUUUGGUAUAUCUCUCACAUCGCACACAGUCACGCGAUACCGCGUACAUCAGCUCCACGAGAUGGAGAGACGAGCUGCUUUUGUGCUCCUUGGAAUGCUAUAUUUAGCGGGCACCCUCGAGUCGGUCCAGGCAGUGAUCUAUUCGGGACCGACGAUCGUACACAAGGGUCAACCUUGGAGUAUCGAAUGCAGCGGCCUCCAGCCGGACGAUAACAUUAGGUGGACCAGAAACGGUCAGACUCUCGAGCCGGAGUUGGCGAGCGGUCAAUUGAUCGUCCGUCCGAAGGCCAAGACCGGAGGAAGCGAGCUAGCAGCGAUUCAGGCCACGGAGUUCCACGAAGGCGACUACAAGUGCACGCCCGACAGCUCCGAUGCUUUUCAUCUAUCUCUAUAUUUCGACGUGAAGAUUCGAGUACUUACACAAAAGGAGACACCCCUUUCGUUGGAGUGCGGUAAUCGAAGCACCGGAGAUAAAGCAAUAUGGUAUAAGGAAAAAAUGCCGAUAUUGACAACAAUGGUUGGUAAAGAGGACCUCAUCAAGAUAGACAACGAGACUGGUACCCUGGAUGUAUUAAAGAUUGACGAUAUUAUCGUUUAUGGAAAUUAUUCUUGCAAAGUAGGAAAUACCUCGACUGACUACAGGAUCGUACCUAAACCUACCGUUGUCUUACCCGAAUCGACUAGCGUUGUCGAAGGUGAAAAAUUGCUUUUAGUAUGUAACGGUAAACACAGUCCAGGUGUCAAGAUUAUAUGGACGUUUGGAAAUCAAAAUUACACCGCCAGCAAGGGUAGAGUAAAGAUUUCGCAAGACCAAGAGAGAGGAAUUUACGGUGCCGUAUUGACGGUAGAAAACAUCGAGAUGAACGAUCGCGGUAUUAUCCACUGCAGGGUGUCUUAUAAUUGGUCCGACCCGGUGGAGGGUCAUUCGGCGCAAGCUGUCACUUUACUUAGGGUCAAGGACAAGCUCGCCGCACUUUGGCCUUUCCUUGGUAUCUGCGGUGAGGUCGUCGUACUUUGCGCCAUUAUUCUUGUUUAUGAAAAGAAACGAAAUAAGGCCGAGCUUGACGAGUCCGAUACCGAGCAGAGUCCCGACACUAAACCAACGCCUAACAAGGAUUCCGAUGUCAGGCAGAGAAAGUGAAGAGUCAGAAUUUAAGCGGCGGAAGAACGAGCGCGAUGCAUAUACAUAUAUACCAAGAGAAAAACAAAUUGAGAUAAGGAAAACGAAACGUGGUAUUUAAUGGAGUGACAACUUAAAACCAGCCCGUAAUACUUAGCGAAUAUGGAUCUUCAUCAAGGAAGAAAAAUAAAGAUAAAGAUUGAUAGAUAAAGGUAGAAAGAGAGAGAUAGAUAGAUAAAGAGAGAGAGAGAGAGAGAGAGAGAGAGAGAGAGAGAGAGAGAGA